AAAAGGCAAGUGAAAGAUAAGAGGGGAGGUGCAGUUUCCCAAAGAGGCAGCUCUCUUCCCUCUUCCUGCCCAACCUCUGGCCGGUCCUGUCCUCCGGCUGAGCCUGACCGGCCCUGCAAUGGACCCCGAGUCAGAGGAGAAGCCCUGCUGCAAUCUCUCCAAGAAAGUCAAGAUCGGGCUCGGCAUCCUGUGCGUCCUGGUUGUGGUGGCGAUUGUCGUGGUGGUGGUGGUUGUAGUCCUGAAGUUGGGCCAGGCGCACACGCACAAGGAAUGGAAUGGGACGGGCACCACCCCCCAUUUUUCUGACAUCAUUCUGGGACGAUGCUACACUUACACUCAAAUCGAGCAGCCGGAGCUGAGCCAGAAAGACUGCCAAGAGAUAGUGAAGGCGUUCCAGAAUGCGUUUCUUUCUAAGGACCCCUGUAGCUCCAGGGAGAAAGAUUACCAGCCGCUGCUGAACCUGACCAGUCAAACCAUACCCUGCGGCAAGGUCGUCUUCUGGAGCAAGGCCGGCGAGCUGGCGCAUCAGUACACGCGGGUGCAGCGGGAGAUGUUCACGCUGGAGGACACGCUGCUGGGCUACAUGGCCGACGGCCUCAGCUGGUGCGGAGAUGCAGGCUCCUCUGACAUGAACUACCAGUCCUGCCCCCACCCGAGGAAAGACUGCCGCAACAACACGGUGUCUGUGUUCUGGGACACGGUGUCCAAGAGGUUUGCAAAAAGUGCCUGUGGUACGGUCCAGGUGGUGCUCAACGGGUCCUACAGUAACACCUUUGAUAAAAACAGCACCUUUGGACGUGUGGAAAUCUAUAAUUUGCGUCCGGAGAAGGUUCCUACACUACAAGCCUGGGUGAUGCGUGACCUUGAAGGACUUCCCAGUCACACAUGCUCGAGUUCCCUCAUCAAUGAUCUGAAGUUGAUUUUAGAAGAGAGGAAAAUCGCAUUUACCUGCCAGGAUGACUACAGGCCUCUCCGGCUGCUCCAGUGCGUGAGAAAUCCUGAGCAUCAGUCUUGCAGAUCUGUAAUGUGAGCCAUCGGCGUGACGGUUUCAGAUCUCUGAGCUCCCUCGGUGUACGUGGCCGUGCGUGAUGCGGGAGGCGUGCCGGCGGAAAGCUGGGGACCUGGGGGACCCUCUGUCAUCACGUCAGCAAUGGAGAUGGAAGCCUUUCCCCGCCGAAGUCUUAAAAUAACUUGUGUUACUGCCAUAGUUUUUAUUUUGAUCUCUUAACAUUCAAGAAAAGAUGAAUUAUUCUGUAAAGUUAAAAUGAAAAUUUUACAUUAGUUAACUUUUUAAAAAAUUUGUAAGAGUUUAUCUGAACCCUGAUGACAUGUCCGGGAGCAAGAUCUCAAAACACUCUCUUAAGUUAUCCGAUGGUAGUUUUCAGCCAAUGCUUUUAUGUUGUUUGUGUGUUGGUAACAUCCUUUCUGUGGAAGGAUGACCACACCCCUCCUCUCUUAUUGGACCAUGUAAGUAAAGAAAGGUAGAUGCCUAAGCUUUUCAGAAAAUGUGACAUUUCCAAAUGAAUGACCUUGUCCCAGGAUCUAUUUUUGUGCCCUUUUUACAGAUACACUACCAUGCUAUGGUUGUGGGUCACGCUGGGGAAAAUAUUCUGUAGGCAAUAAGCUACUCAUGUGCUUGGUUCUUUACCUCUAACCCUGCUAAUAGCUCUGUGAGGCUGAUAUUGCUAUCUCCCGUUUGGUAGAGGAAAAGGUGGAAGAGAGGUAACAUAAUUCACCUAAUGUCAUACACGGGGUUCCAGGUAGAGGCCAGUCUGAACUCAGCUUUUUCUGACUCCAAACUACAUGUGCUUUCUCUUUCUCGGCCUAUAAUACCAAACUGGAAGUGCCUUACGUUCUCUCUCAGGAAAGGCAUGUCAGGUUAAAUUGAACACAGCAGAAUCUGGAAUGUAAUUUUUCUGGAUGGCUUCAAAACGGUUAUAUUUUUUCCUCUUCUUCCUUUUCCUCCUGCCCCUCAUGCUCAGUGUUUUACAUAUGUAGUCAGGAGUUAAACUAUGUUGUUGUUCCUGAUCCUGGCAUUUCGGUUUGUCCCUUUCUCUUUUUUUCUUGGUCCGCCUCGAUCAGGAAUGAUCACUUGUAUUACCUCUCAAAGAAACAACCUUGAGCUUUGUAAAUUUUGUCUUUGUAUUGGUUUUUGUUCUUCUCUUUAUUAUUAAAGAUAAAGAAAUUCCUUAAAAUAUCUUUGGAUUUUUAAAUUCAGCUUUUUGCAAUGGAAGUUGAGAUCACUGAUUUUUUUUCCCAGUUCAUUUUCUUUUCUUAUACAUAUAUUCAGUACUAUAAAUUUUCCUCUGAGUACUGCUUUAGCUGCAGUUCUUAAGUUUGGUUCUAAGUUAAUUUCUUAGAUAAAAAAUAUUUUCCAAUUUAAUUCUCAUUUAGAAAUGUGCUGUUUAAUUUUCAAACAUCUGGAGAUUUUUUAGUUUUAUUUUAAAUAUAGAUGCAUUGAAUACAAAAUUAUUAAACUAAUUUGAGGCUCUUUGAGGGAACCCACUAGGAUUGCUGAAAACAGUAUACAUUUUGGAGUAAGGCAUUUCUGGGUUCAUAUUUUGGCAUCACUCUGUGAUCUUGAAUGAAAUACUUAAUGUCUCUGAAUAUCAGCAUCCUGGCCACUCCAAUAAAGAUUAUAAAUGUAUCCCCAUUGAAGUGUGGUAAGAACUAAAGAAGAGGACAAAAACUGACAAGCCACUGAGCCUCCUAUGUGAGCGAGUCCUCAACCAAGGUUGACUCCUUCCUGCCUGCCACUGGUUGGCAAUCCUGUUUCCUUCAGGAGCCUUGUAGCUACAGCCACUGUGGUCAGUCUGCAAACUCUUCGGUAGCCCCUUCUCCACUUCAACACAUCCUCAUGGGAUGCAGUGCUGGCUGGGCGUGAGGCUAGGUGCUUGGGACCAGCUCUGAUUAAGAUUCAGACUUGCCCUACAUUUCAAUGACCUCCGCCUGCAGAAUGCUCUUAGCAACAGGUCCCUGCCAAUCCACGGGGUGGCCAGACUGUCUUCCUCUCUGGACAGUGCCCGCCUUAAUGCUUGCUGGGCUUGCUUGGUGAUUUCCGGAUUCUCUAAAUGUAUGUUUCUUAUUCACCCAGAUCCACCAGGAAGUAGCUGCCUAUGUCAGAACAAUUUUGUUCUUUGCCAAAUCCUCUGGCAAAGACGAGAUAGGUGGGGGGAAAUCAAUUCGCAAGAGGUUUCUUCCAAGAAGACUCAUUUGAGUGUUCAAGUCACAGUUGGUGGACACUAAGGGAGGCUGGUCCCAUGGUCUUCGCAACCAUGGGCUGCAGAGGCCCCUGGAGCCCUGGGGUGGCUGAGGGCUGGGGAGCUCUUUCCUCACAGCAUUACCUCUGUAUCUUUAUUAUUAUGACCCCCAUCUCUGCCUCCUGUCUCUCUGUAGUUGCCACUUGUGUAUCUUUGUCAUGGACCAUGCAGCCAUGUCUAGUCCUAUGGCCUUUCUGGCUUACAUAUAUAAAUCGAUCCUCUAUGUCCCUCUUUCUGUAAGUGACGUCUUUACUGAAUUAGCAAUUGCUCAUAAACCUCAGUGUUUACUCAUAAACCAUCUACCCUGUCUCCACCACACUGCAUUCCUGUUUGCUCCAGAAAACCCUUGUAUUAUCCCGAUGCACACCCACUACAUACUUGACCCAGAGGCCGUGGGAAUAAUUCAGGACCUAAUUUCCCUUGUCUAACUCCCGAAGCCUCGCUAUUUUCCUUCUGUAGUGGUUCUUGACCUUAUUUUUGAGGCACACUUUCCAAUACAGCUCUGAAAUUUUAGGCUGAAUACUUGAAAAGGUAUACACACACGUGUGUGUGUGCAAAUACCGUAUUUACAUACACACUUGCAUGACACAAAAACCAUGCCUCUGAGUCCACAGUGACUCUGCAUUCAGUGGGCCUUUCUUGUCACUUGCCCUUGGUCACUGUUGGCGUGGACCGGUUUAGUGCCAUAUCUGUGUCUCUUACAUACCUGACAGACAAAGCUGGAUGUACAUCAAACAUUUUGGCAAAACACACUCUUUCUCUGGCUUGACGGUUUUCUGCACCCUUCACUUUUGUUGAAACACGCUCAUCCCACGUGUUCACAGCCCCGGACACAAGGGAUGCAGCCGGAGAGGCGUCUGCUUACCUCCUGGCAUCCCGUUCUCCUUAAAACAGUUCCUAAGGCUGUGACUUGAGUAUCUCAGGGAGAAUCCGUACUGUUUCUGUGGGUUUUUAAGCGUAGAAGUUAUAUGUACUAGAUAAAUGUUAUCUCCGGCAAAUUAAAAUUGUAUAAAGUAAAAUGUGAAAUUAAACCUAGAGCAUGCUAUAACUAUAAAAGGUAUUUUAUGAAUACAGUGUUAACGGAUACUGUCCACAGUUUUUAAAUAACAAAACAAUAAUUUAUGUGACUAAGAAUCAUCAUUUCAAUGUACGUAUAUUUUUAAUGACCCACCAAGGAGUCAGUUCUGUGUGUCUCCAUCAGAGGCAGAGGUUAGCUGGCCCUCAGUUCACGCUCACAAAGCACAGAAGGUUUUGAACUGGUCCCUAGCAAGGAAUUUAUCCUUGAACUUGAUUCAUAUCAUUGCACAUUGCCAUGCUCAUCUUCUGAUCGAAGUGCCGGCAGCAAAAGAUAGCAAAAACCCCGGAGUAAGAGACAGAUGACCCAUUAGGCAUGUUCAUGAACACCUGUGAAUUUCCAGUUUGGAAAAUGCUUAUAAUAGACAUAAAUGAGUUAUAUAAACAAUAAAAGAAUAAUAAAAAGA
This is a messenger RNA of Phyllostomus discolor (pale spear-nosed bat), 4741 nucleotides long. It is a transcript of the gene CD38, whose product is annotated as CD38 molecule. Gene Ontology annotation, cellular component: plasma membrane. NCBI's taxonomy places the organism in Eukaryota, Metazoa, Chordata, Mammalia, Chiroptera, Phyllostomidae. The transcript is spliced from 8 exons. Gene Ontology annotation, molecular function: phosphorus-oxygen lyase activity; NAD+ nucleosidase activity. Gene Ontology annotation, biological process: positive regulation of B cell proliferation. The record is from RefSeq and is a predicted model, not a curated record. The coding region runs from base 119 to 1030 and encodes 303 amino acids.